GUUCAUCCGCAAGAAUAAGCGAAGUAAUAUUAAUUAAAUGCGAAAAUUAUAUGAAAAUUGUGUAUUUUAUGAAUCAAUUAGGGAAAACUGAACAGCUAAAUUGUCGAGUAGUAAUUCUUUAAACGAAUUUCGGGUGAACAAGGAAAUAGAGAAAACAGACCAAAAUUGAAUUAAGUGCGCAUACUGUGGAUAAUUUUGACAAACAACAACAAUGACGACGGACAUUUCAAUUGUUCGAUGGGACCCUAGUCAGGGUCCAGGCAACGAAUAUAUCGACGAAUACGAAUACGAUGGCGGCAACUCCAGUUCACGCCUGUUCGAGCGUUCCCGUAUCAAGGCGCUAGCCGAGGAGCGUGAGAGUGUCCAGAAGAAGACCUUCACCAAAUGGGUCAACUCGCAUCUAUGUCGGGUUAACUGCCGCAUCUCAGAUCUCUAUGUGGAUAUGCGAGAUGGCAAACAUUUAAUCAAAUUACUUGAGGUCCUUUCCGGCGAACGAUUGCCGAAGCCGACCAAGGGUAAAAUGCGAAUUCACUGCCUAGAGAAUGUCGACAAAGCACUGCAGUUCCUUCGCGAGCAGCGUGUCCAUCUUGAGAAUAUUGGCUCCCACGAUAUUGUCGAUGGAAAUGCAUCACUUAACUUGGGCCUCAUUUGGACCAUUAUUUUGCGUUUCCAGAUUCAAGAUAUUACAAUUGAGGAGGUCGAUAACAAGGAAACGAAGUCCGCCAAGGAUGCUUUGCUGCUGUGGUGCCAGAUGAAGACCGCUGGCUAUCACAAUGUUAACGUAAGGAACUUUACUACAUCGUGGCGCGACGGCCUUGCCUUCAACGCCAUCAUACACAAACACCGUCCAGACCUAGUGCAAUUUGAGAAAUUGUCCAAGACAAACGCCAUUCACAACCUUAACAAUGCAUUUGACGUGGCGGAGGACAAAUUGGGGCUGGCCAAGCUGCUCGAUGCCGAGGAUGUGUUUGUCGAGCAUCCCGACGAGAAGUCCAUCAUCACGUACGUGGUUACAUAUUAUCAUUACUUCAGCAAGCUGAAACAAGAGACUGUGCAGGGUAAGCGCAUUGGCAAGGUUGUGGGCAUUGCAAUGGAGAACGACAAGAUGAUUCAUGACUACGAGCACUUCACCAGUGACCUGCUCAAGUGGAUCGAAACUACCAUACAGUCGUUGGGCGAGCGUGAGUUCGAGAACUCCCUGGCUGGCGUUCAGGGCCAACUCGCUCAGUUUUCAAACUAUCGCACCAUCGAAAAGCCUCCCAAAUUUGUCGAGAAGGGCAACCUGGAGGUUUUGCUCUUUACGCUGCAGUCGAAAAUGCGCGCUAACAACCAAAAGCCGUAUACACCUAAAGAGGGCAAAAUGAUUUCCGACAUCAACAAAGCCUGGGAGCGACUGGAGAAAGCGGAGCAUGAGCGGGAACUGGCGCUGCGCGAAGAGCUUAUUCGGCAGGAGAAGCUUGAGCAAUUGGCCGCUCGUUUCGAUCGCAAGGCAUCUAUGCGCGAGACUUGGCUGUCGGAGAACCAGCGCCUGGUCAGUCAGGAUAACUUUGGCUUUGAUCUGGCUGCCGUUGAGGCAGCUGCUAAAAAGCACGAAGCCAUCGAAACCGAUAUAUUUGCAUACGAGGAGCGCGUACUGGCCGUUGUGGCCGUUUGCGAUGAACUGGAGUCAGAGCGCUAUCAUGAUGUAAAGCGCAUAUUGCUACGCAAGGACAACGUUAUGCGUUUGUGGACAUACUUGCUGGAGCUCUUGCGUGCCCGCCGCAUGCGCUUGGAAAUCUCGAUGCAGCUGCAGCAGAACUUCCAGGAAAUGCUCUAUAUAUUGGACAACAUGGAGGAGAUCAAACAGCUGCUGAUGACAGACGACUAUGGCAAGCACUUGAUGGGUGUUGAGGAUCUGCUCCAGAAACACUCGCUAGUGGAGGCCGAUAUUAACAUACUGGGUGAGCGCGUAAAGGUCGUUGUACAAAACUCGCAGAAGUUCCUUAGCGACGACCCCGAAUCUUACAAGCCCUGUGAUCCCGAAAUUAUUGUCAGCCGCGUCCAACAAUUGGAGGAUGCGUAUGCAGAGCUGGUCCGCUUGGCCGUCGAACGCCGCAGUCGCCUGGAAGAGAGCCGCAAACUGUGGCAGUUCUACUGGGACACUGCUGACGAGGAGAACUGGAUCAAGGAGAAAGAGCAGAUUGUGUCUACGGAUGAGAUCGGUCAUGACCUCACCACAGUUAAUUUGCUGUUGAGCAAACACAAGGCGCUGGAGUCUGAAAUCACAUCUCACGAUCCUCAGCUGCAGAACGUUGCUAAGGUUGGUGCUGAGCUCAUCACUGAGGGCCACUUUGGAGCGGAGCGCAUCAAGGAUCGCUUGAAGGAGAUUCUCUCCAAGUGGGAUCACUUGCUCGACUUGACCAAAUAUCGCAGACAGCGUUUGGAAAAUGCAGUCGAGUACUUCCAAUUGUUUGCUGAUGCGGAUGAUGUGGACAACUGGAUGCUGGACACGCUACGCAUUGUUUCCAGCGAGGAUGUGGGUCGAGACGAGGCCAAUGUCCAAUCGCUGCUCAAGAAGCACAAGGAUGUUGCUGAUGAACUUAAAAGCUACGCCGAAGUCAUCGAUGCACUGCACAAACAGGCCGAGACCCUCAAGCUCAACGAUCCCGAAAAGGACAAUGUUGACAAACGUUUGGAGGCGAUCGAUACACGUUACAAGGAACUGACAGAACUCGCCAAGCUACGCAAGCAGCGACUCCUGGACGCUCUUAGCCUCUACAAACUGAUGUCCGAGGCAGAUGGUGUUGAGCAAUGGAUCAAGGAGAAGACCAAGAUGCUCGACACAAUGGUGCCUGGAAAAGACAUUGAAGAUGUCGAGAUCAUGAAGCAUCGCUUUGAGGGCUUCGACAAGGAAAUGAACGCCAAUGCUUCCCGCGUGGCCGUCGUUAAUCAAUUGGCCCGCCAACUGUUGCAUGUCGAGCAUCCGAACUCCGAUGAGAUACUCGAACGUCAAAAUCAUCUUAACCAGGAGUGGUCGACGUUGCGCGAAAAGGCCGAGGCGAAGAUGGAUGACCUGAAGUCGGCCCAUGGUGUGCAGACCUUCUACAUUGAGUGCCGCGAAACCAUCUCUUGGAUCGAGGAUAAGAAACGCAUACUCACAGAAACCGAUAGCCUGGAAAUGGAUCUUACUGGUGUUAUGACCCUACAGCGUCGCCUUAGCGGAAUGGAUCGCGACUUGGCUGCAAUCCAAGCCAAACUGUCCAGUUUGGGUCGUGAAGCCGAUAGCAUUGAGGCUGAGCAUCCAGAAGAAGCGCAGCUAAUACGCGAGCGUAUAGCCCAGAUCGAACUCAUCUGGGAACAGUUGACGCAGAUGCUAAAGGAACGUGAUUCGAAGCUGGAAGAGGCUGGUGACCUGCACCGCUUCCUACGCGAUUUGGAUCACUUCCAGACUUGGUUGACCAAGACCCAGACCGAUGUAGCUUCCGAGGACACCCCGACAUCGCUGCCCGAAGCAGAGAAACUCCUUAACCAGCACCAGUCGAUACGUGAGGAAAUCGACAACUACACCGAGGACUACAAGAACAUGAUGGAGUAUGGUGAACGUUUGACUUCUGAGGGCAGCACUUCCGACGAUCCACAGUACAUGUUCUUACGUGAGCGUCUAAACGCGCUCAAGGAUGGUUGGGAGGAGCUCCACCAAAUGUGGGAGAACCGGCAGGUACUCCUGUCUCAGAGCCUUGAUCAGCAACUGUUCAAUCGCGAUGCGCGUCAGACCGAAGUAUUACUUAGCCAGCAAGAACAUUUCCUCAGCAAGGAUGACACUCCUGUUAACUUGGAACAGGCCGAAAAUCAGCUUAAGCGUCACGAAGCCUUCCUCACCACCAUGGAAGCCAAUGACGACAAAAUUAAUACUUUGCUGCAGGUGGCCGACACCCUUGUCGAAAAGGAACACUUCGAUGCCGACAAAAUUGGCAAGCGCGCAGAGAAUAUUACUGGACGUCGCGAUGACAAUCGACAGCGCGCGCUGGAUCAGCACGAGAAGUUGAAGAACCAGGUUAAGUUGCAUGAAUUCCUGCAGGACCUGGAGGAGUUGGCCGAAUGGGUGCAGGAGAAGUACGUGACAUCCCAGGACGAGACCUACAGAAGCGCCAAGACCAUACACUCCAAGUGGACAAGACAUCAGGCCUUUGAGGCUGAAAUUGCAGCUAACAAGGAACGUCUUUACGAAGCAGAGAAGUCAGCCCAGGAGCUCUCGAAAGAGAAACCUGAGUUCAAGGACGUUAUUGAGCCCAAACUGAAGGAGCUGGCGAAGCAAUUCGAGGAUCUAGAAGUGCACACGAAAGAGAAGGGCGCCAUGCUAUUUGACGCCAACCGUGAGGUGCUCGUCCAACAGACGUGUGACGACAUUGAUUCGUAUAUCACUGACCUGGAGAAACAGAUUGUCAGCGGAGAUACUGCCAACGACUUGACAUCGGUCAAUAUACUCAUGCAGAAGCAACAAGUCAUCCAAACACAGAUGGCCGUCAAGGCCCGACAGGUGGAGGAAAUUGACAAACAAACUGAAUACUUACAAAAGACCGUGCCUGAGGAGAAGAUCGAACCCAUUGUGGUGAAAAAGACAGCCGUACUCGAGCGCUUUGAGAAGAUCAAAGCCCCAUUGCUAGAGCGUCAGAAGCAGCUGGAGAAGAAGAAGGAGGCCUUCCAGUUCUGCCGCGAUGUCGAGGAUGAGAAAUUAUGGAUUGACGAGAAACUGCCAGUUGCAAACUCAAAUGACUAUGGAAACUCAUUGUUCAAUGUCCACGUCCUGAAGAAAAAGAACCAGUCGUUGGCCACAGAGAUUGACAACCACGAGCCACGCAUCAUGGCUAUAUGUAACAAUGGACGCAAACUGAUCGACGAGGGCCACGAGGAUGCUAAGAAGUUCGAGGCUCUUAUUAGCGACCUAACACAGAAGUGGCAAGAAUUGAAGGAUGCGAUCGAGAAUCGCAAGAAGCAUUUGUUGGAGUCCGAGAAGGUGCAACAGUAUUUCUUCGAUGCCCAGGAAGCUGAGUCCUGGAUGAGCGAACAGGAGCUCUACAUGAUGGUGGAGGAUCGCGGCAAGGAUGAGAUAAGCGCACAGAACCUAAUGAAGAAGCACGAAAAUCUAGAGCAAUCGGUGGAGGACUAUGCCAACACCAUUCGCCAGCUUGGCGAGGUUGCGCGCCAGUUUAGCAGCGACGAUGUCUCCAGCGGUGAUGCGGUUGCCGUGAAACAAUCGCAGUUAGACAAAUUGUAUGCCGGUCUUAAGGAUCUAGCGGGUGAGCGACGAGCGCGGCUCAAUGAGGCCCUGCAACUGUUCAUGCUGAGUCGUGAAGUUGACGAUCUGGAACAAUGGAUUACGGAUCGUGAGGUUGUUGCUGGCUCGCAGGAGCUGGGACAGGACUACGAUCACGUCACCUUGCUUUCCGAACGCUUCAAUGAAUUCGCACGUGAUACCGAAGUCGUUGGUGGCGAGCGCGUUGCCAAGGUUAAUAGCAUUGCUGAUAAUCUAAUACAGGCGGGCCACUCGGACUCUGCGACCAUUGCCGAAUGGAAGGACAACUUGAAUGAAUCGUGGCAGGACCUGCUUGAACUUAUCGAAACUCGCACUCAGAUGUUGGCCGCAUCAAGGGAGCUUCACAAAUUCUUCCACGACUGCAAGGACGUGCUCGGCCGCAUUCUCGAGAAGCAACAUGGCGUCUCCGAUGAACUUGGCCGCGAUGCUGGCUCCGUCUCGACCCUUCAGCGCAAACACUACAACUUCCUGCAGGACCUCACCACACUCUACUCGCAGGUGCAACAGAUCCAAGAGGAGUCCGCCAAAUUGCAGGACGCCUAUGCCGGUGACAAGGCAAAGGAAAUAACCAAUCGCGAGCAGGAAGUUCUACAUGCCUGGGACAAUCUGCAAGCUAUGUGCGAUGCACGCAAACAAAAGCUUGCCGACACCGGUGAUCUGUAUAGAUUCUUCAAUAUGGUGCGCAUCCUCAUGAUUUGGAUGGAGGAUCUAGUGCGCCAGAUGAAUACAUCGGAGAAGCCGCGCGACGUUUCCGGCGUCGAACUGUUGAUGAACAACCAUCAGAGUCUAAAGGCCGAAAUCGAUACGCGAGAAGACAACUUCGGUGCAUGCAUAUCCUUGGGCAAGGAGUUGCUUACCCGCAACCAUUACGCGUCCGCUGAUAUUAAGGACCGUCUUCUACAGCUAAGCAAUAGUCGCAAUGCGUUGCUCAGACGUUGGGAGGAGCGAUGGGAGAACCUGCAAUUAAUCCUGGAGGUCUAUCAGUUCGCCAGAGAUGCUGCCGUUGCGGAGGCUUGGCUUAUUGCACAGGAGCCGUACCUGUUGUCUUCUGAAUUGGGACACACAAUCGACGAAGUUGAGAACCUGAUAAAGAAACAUGAAGCAUUUGAGAAAUCUGCAGCCGCGCAGGAAGAGCGCUUCAGUGCACUUGAGCGUUUGACAACAUUUGAGCUUAAGGAAAUGAAGAGGCGUCAGGAACUAGCGGAAGAAGCAGAACGGCUGCGAAUCAAGGAGGAAUUGGAGGCUAAGGCUGCAUCCGAAGCGGCGGAGCAAGCCAAACGUGAGGCUGAGCGACGUGAUGACGUCGACGUGGGCAUCACCGAUGACACAGCAGACACUGCCGACACAGCAGUGGAUAUCGAACGGGCUGUUGAAACACAAACAGAACGUGGCGCCGCACCUGUUCCUGGUGAGGGCCAGGAAGGCUAUCUGACACGAAAACACGAAUGGGAGUCGACCACCAAAAAAGCCUCGAACAGAUCGUGGGACAAGGUUUACAUGGCUGCACGAGGCGGUCGCAUUUCCUUCUUCAAGGAUCAGAAGGGUUACAAGAGUAAUCCCGAAUUGACCUUCCGCGGAGAACCAAGCUACGACCUGCAGGGCGCCGCCAUUGAAAUUGCCAGUGACUAUACCAAGAAGAAGCAUGUCUUAAGAGUCAAGCUCGCCAGUGGUGCUGAGUUCUUGCUGCAAGCCCACGAUGAUAACGAAAUGUCACAGUGGGUAUCUUCCCUAAAAGCCCAAAGCGAUUCGGCAGCUGUUGCAGCAAGCAGAUCCCAAACUCUGCCAGCUACUUCACAAAAGGACGAACCAAAGCGCAGAUCGUUUUUUACUUUAAAGAAAAAGUAAAAUAAAAAGUAAUAGGAGCGAAAAAUGCAAAAACAAACAAAAAACAACAACAAAUAAAUACAAAAUAUAUAUUUUUUUCAUAUAUUUAAUGCAAGAACCUUAUUUCAUAAAAACUACCAGAAAAAAAUGAAUGAAAGAAAAGAGCAAAGUAAAAAAUUAUUAUGCUUAUCAAAUUUGCACGAUAAAUACUGCUAUUAUUGAUUAAACGUAUGUAUCUUAUUUAUUUAAACAAAUACAAAGUAAUAUAAAGAUUAAAAACAA
Scaptodrosophila lebanonensis is the source of this 7399-nucleotide messenger RNA. It is a transcript of the gene beta-Spec, whose product is annotated as spectrin beta chain. The record is from RefSeq and is a predicted model, not a curated record. The transcript is spliced from 9 exons. Gene Ontology annotation, cellular component: spectrin; cortical actin cytoskeleton; plasma membrane. Bases 212 to 7138 code for a protein of 2308 amino acids. Gene Ontology annotation, biological process: neuron development; actin cytoskeleton organization. Gene Ontology annotation, molecular function: structural constituent of cytoskeleton; actin filament binding; phospholipid binding. NCBI's taxonomy places the organism in Eukaryota, Metazoa, Arthropoda, Insecta, Diptera, Drosophilidae.